AUGCUGGGCUGGUGUGAAGCGAUAGCCCGCAACCCUCGCAGGAUCCCUAACCACACGCGGACCCCCGAGGGCUCAGAGGAGUGGGCUGACACCUCGCAAGCCUCCACACUGAAUGACAAAUCCCCAGGGAGGUCUGCAAGUCGAUCAAGUAAUAUUUCUAAAGCAAGCAGCCCAACAACAGGGACAGCUCCCAGGAGCCAGUCAAGGUUGUCUGUCUGUCCAUCCACUCAGGACAUCUGCAGAUCUGCCAUCUUACAUGACAUGUCAGAAGCCUCAUUUGAGCAAAGCACCCCUGUCACAGUGCUGAGCACUGCUAGUAAGGAGUCUGGUAAGAAGUCAAUAAAACGGAGGCCUAGGAGGAGGAGGAGGGCCUCUCAGAGGUAUGAGCAUGCAGAAGAACAAGUGAAAGGGAGAAGAAAGAAUUUUCACCUCCAAAUCCCCAGCCCCCGAUGGAGUGAAACUGACACAGACUCUUCAGACUCAUCUUCCACCGAUGAGAGUCACUGGAUUCAGGCAAAAAGAAGAGCCCAAGUGAAGUUCCGCCUGUCUCGGAGAAGAAGGAGAAAUAACAAACUGGUUGGAAACUUGGAUGCGUCUUCCGCUCCUAAUGAAAUCCAUCCAGCACAUUUGGGAUCCAAAGGUAAAAAGCACGUGGAGCUGACUGAGUAUGAGAGCUGCUCUUUAAAUCUCCACAGAGGAAAAGGCACAUCGUACCAAGGAUGCAGUGCCUCCCUGCAGAGAGGGUCCUCUGACAUUAAGAGACCCUCAAGGAAGCAUGAGGAAAGCAGAGGCAGGUACCAUCACAAGGAUCCUCAGCUUUUGCAUAGGCUUGAGCAAAGUGAAACAAUCAGCAAAAGAUUUUCAGAGACAGAUUCCAGCAUGGAAAGGCUGGCAGUCAGAGAAGGCGGCGAGCCUGUGGAGGGUGCAGGAUUCCAGAAGCCUCCUGAUGCCUACCAAGAUGGGUCUGAUUAUUUAAAAGCAUGCAGGAUCUGCCACUGCGAAGGGGAUGAGGAGAGCCCGCUCAUCACGCCCUGUCGCUGCACGGGCACCCUGCGCUUCGUGCACCAGGCCUGCCUUCACCAGUGGAUCAAGAGCUCCGACACGCGCUGCUGCGAGCUGUGCAAGUACGACUUCAUCAUGGAGACCAAGCUCAAGCCCCUCCGGAAGUGGGAGAAACUGCAGAUGACCACAAGCGAGAGGAGGAAAAUAUUCUGCUCUGUCACGUUUCACGUCAUCGCCAUCACCUGCGUGGUCUGGUCUUUGUACGUGUUGAUAGAUCGGACAGCAGAGGAAAUCAAACAAGGCAAUGAUAACGGUGUCCUUGAAUGGCCAUUUUGGACAAAACUGGUUGUGGUGGCCAUUGGCUUCACGGGAGGUCUGGUCUUCAUGUACGUACAGUGCAAGGUCUACGUGCAGCUGUGGCGCAGGCUGAAGGCCUACAACCGCGUGAUCUUUGUGCAGAACUGCCCAGACACAGCCAAGAGGCUGGAGAAGAACUGCUCCUGCACGGUGAACACAGACGCCAAGGACGCUGGGGCAGUGCCUGCCUUACAAACGGGGACCCACACACUGCCGCCUGCAGAGGGAGGCCCCCCGGAAGUCAUACCAGUGUGAUGGGGCCAGCGGGGAGCUUGUCCCUGGAGUAUAACCUGGCCCUCAGCCACUACAAGUGACAGAAGGGAUCCUGAGUUAGUCACCCUCUUUACCUUCUCUCCUCUUUCUGACUCAUUUGUCCUUACUUUGCUCAAAAAGGACAGAAGAAACACCAAAUGACCAGGAUCCCAUGAAGCAGAGUCUCAAGUGUGAAGAGGAAAUAUGAAAAGUUGGCUGGAGAAUGAUUUCUGAGACAAUUAAG
This is a messenger RNA of Hippopotamus amphibius kiboko, 1855 nucleotides long. It is a transcript of the gene MARCHF1, whose product is annotated as membrane associated ring-CH-type finger 1. NCBI's taxonomy places the organism in Eukaryota, Metazoa, Chordata, Mammalia, Artiodactyla, Hippopotamidae. Gene Ontology annotation, biological process: protein polyubiquitination; immune response; antigen processing and presentation of peptide antigen via MHC class II. Bases 1 to 1614 code for a protein of 537 amino acids. Gene Ontology annotation, cellular component: lysosome; early endosome membrane; cytoplasm. The transcript has 7 exons. The record is from RefSeq and is a predicted model, not a curated record. Gene Ontology annotation, molecular function: MHC protein binding; zinc ion binding; ubiquitin protein ligase activity.